CUAUAUAAAAAUGUCCCUUCAUCAAAUUGGACAUGCCUACAAAUACAGAGCUUCUUAGUGACCGGAUCAUAACAAAGAACUCCCUUGUAAUUAGCCCCAACUCCAAGAUAAACACAUGCAAGUGUCUCAGGAGCAAAUUUGUGUUGAUUAUAAGGUAAAUAAGGGUAGCAUGUGCUGCAAGAAAAUCCAUGGAGGGACACUUCUUAAAAGGCAACUCAAAGGGAGAUUCAGAGUUAACGUUUUCACUAGGGAGGCGAUUAACGAUGUAAACAGCAUGCCAAAAAGCAUCAGUCCAAUAACCGCCACCCGGACAAGCAUGAUCCAUCAUACAAAGACUACUUUCAGCAAAAUGGAGGUGUUUCGCUCCACUAUUCCAUUUUGUUGAUGGGUAUAGAGGCAGGAAAUCCAAAGUCGAAUACCAUGCUCAUGUCAUGAAACUCAUUAUUAAGAAAGCCCUUGCCACCAUCACUAUGGAGAAUUUUAAUAGUUUUACCAAUCUGCUUUUCCCCAGAUUUUUAAAAAUUUUAAAAUAGCUGAUGAACCUAGAGGUUGUUUAUGUUUUGUUCCUACAUCAGAUUUGCAUUUGAUAGUUUGAUUUCUAAUUAUUUAUUUUAUUGGCAUGCAACGUUUUUCUUCCUAUUGUUGACAUAUCUAGGUAGUAGGGCAAGUAACAAAUUUGUCUUGUCAAACACUUGAGUGACAUCUAUAAAUUUGUCAAGUAACCCAUUUUCUACUAAUUAACUUGUGGUCUUGCCACUCUUAACUGCAGCGUCACAUAAUUCUAAGGGUAAAAGGUCGCAUGUGCUAACUAGACCAUUCUUUACAAUCGGUGGAGUUGGCAGACUUUAAAUUUCAAUUACAGGUUCAGAAAUCCUGAAAAUGUGGCAGAAAAGUCGGAAAGGGAACGAUCGAUUAAUUUAUUUUUGGGUUGACCGAUUCAAUUUAGGGAUAUUGGCGUAUUUAAUGUGCAGUGGUUCUACUUUUCUUCAAAGAAGAGGUGCACAGCAUGUUGCGUCAUUUGAUUAUGGCUUCACCUUCCUUGAAUUUUUCUUCUUCUACCAUUGCCUUGUCGUCCUUCGCUGUUAGAAGCAUGCCUCCUUAUUCAUCAAUUAGAUUAGGUCAUCCAGCAGGCAGUUCAUUAUUCACGCUCCAUGAUAUUGAUGGUGAUGAGAAAUUGAUGUUGAUGGGGAUGAGAAACAUCCCCUCUUUUUCCCUUCUCUUUUGGCAAUGGAGAUCACCCUGUCCCUACAAGCACCCUUAUCUCUCCGUAUCUUGCACACCCCCGAUCACGCAGCAACAUCUUAUUAAGGCCCAUGGACUCCCUGAUCAGAGAGCUAAACCAUGCCCUCCAACAUUGAUAUUAAAUCUUCCUUAAUGUCAUUUUGAAAGGCAUCCACUCGAUCGAGACGUGCAUGUUUGGCACUUGUUUCCAUUUUCUCAUUAAAUAGGCCAACCUCCCCAGUGGAGAUUUUGUUAUCUUCCAAUCCCUAGCUAGAAGAAUGGAGAUGGUUUACUCUGUAAUGGUGCCAAUGUUGCUCAGGGUUGGCUUUCCACUCCUUCUCCUCCUUUCCUUCCAUGUCGACCAUGAAAUGAGCAGCAACGACUAUAUUAAUUGCCGCUGCAACGUCACUGCCCAUUACACGGGUGGAAGUAAGUUUGAAAGCAAUAUGCACGGGGCCUUCAACAUCUUAACAAAGGAUGCCCCUCCCAGUGGUUUUGCCAAUGUUACCAAGGGCAAAGGAUCGGAAAGAGUGUAUGGGCUGGCUCAGUGCAGGGGCGACGUUGAUCAGGAAGACUGCAAGGCUUGCAUCCACAAUUCCACCAAAGCAAUCGUUGGCACAUACUGCCCCAGCGCAAUCGAUGCCAUCAUAUGGUAUGAAAAUUGCCAGCUCCGCUACUCCAACAGCAACUUCUUUGCUCACCUCAUUGUCGAGGAUUCUGGUUCUUGGUAUUGGACUGCUGACAAAGUGGAAGAACAUAAAGCCUUCAACCAGAACUUGGGGAGUCUGCUGAAGAAUCUGACUUCUCAGGCGACAACAGAACUUAAUUCAAAGUUCAUGUUUGCUACGGGCAACAUCCCAUCCACCAAUCAAAAGACGAUAUACGGGCUGGUGCAGUGUACCAGGGACACUAGCCUUGCUGAUUGCAGUCAGUGCUUGAUCAGCACCAUCUCCAAAUCCCAUCGACUUGCGAGAAUGCACACGGCUGUGAAAUUGCAACCGGAAGUUGCCGUGUGAGGUUUGAUGCACAGCUCUUUUAUAACAGUACAACAACCCCAUCUCCUCCGCCCAAUUCAUCCCCUUCAUCAAAUCCAAGCCCUCCUUCAAGCGGUGCACCCAACACUACGUUAGACAAGGUGAACCACUCAUGUGCAACAUCUGGGACUAUGAUCGCCAUCUCCACUUUUGCCUUGAUGUCUACAUAUCUGCUCAUGAUAGCAACGUGGUUAUAAAUGAAUAGGGCUGAUCAUAUUUAGUUUCUUUGUGUAGACUAUACAAUAUAUAGUACAUGGUGUGCUUUUUUCAUGUGUGAUCUGUCGGUCCGUUUUCUUGUACAUACCGUAAUCCUCUUGGGAAGUGCUGUUAAGCUAGCUCGUUAUGUUAUAUCUAUAGUUCUUUGCACUGCCUAUAAAGAGUGACAUCCAUGGAAAUUGAAUCAUGACUACCAAGAUGAAAUGCAAGACCCAGCUUUUAUAGUA
Messenger RNA from Nymphaea colorata (pocket water lily), 2698 nucleotides. RefSeq names its product cysteine-rich repeat secretory protein 38-like. The coding region runs from base 1500 to 2237 and encodes 245 amino acids. The record is from RefSeq and is a predicted model, not a curated record. The transcript is spliced from 2 exons. NCBI's taxonomy places the organism in Eukaryota, Viridiplantae, Streptophyta, Magnoliopsida, Nymphaeales, Nymphaeaceae.